CGACCAAGGGAUGGUAUAAAUAUUGGAUUAUACCAAAUCCUAUUAGCCAGUAGUAUACCGGACGUCCACGGGACAGAGCGCGACCAAAAACAAAAAAAACAGCCAAAAACAGAAUCGUUUUCUGUGUUCAUUCAAGUAACGGAAGUUUAUUAGAUAAUCCAAAUCCGCCAAAAUGUGUGACGAUGAUGUUGCCGCGCUGGUCGUUGACAAUGGUUCCGGUAUGUGCAAGGCCGGUUUCGCCGGAGACGAUGCGCCACGUGCUGUGUUCCCGUCGAUUGUUGGCCGUCCCCGGCACCAGGGUGUGAUGGUCGGUAUGGGCCAGAAGGAUUCCUACGUCGGCGAUGAGGCCCAGAGCAAGCGAGGUAUCCUGACGCUGAAGUACCCGAUCGAGCACGGAAUCAUCACCAACUGGGAUGAUAUGGAGAAGAUCUGGCAUCACACCUUCUACAAUGAGCUGCGAGUGGCCCCAGAAGAACACCCGGUCCUGCUCACUGAAGCUCCUCUGAACCCAAAGGCCAAUCGCGAGAAGAUGACCCAGAUCAUGUUCGAGACCUUCAACUCACCCGCCAUGUAUGUCGCCAUCCAGGCUGUCCUGUCCCUGUACGCUUCCGGUCGUACCACCGGUAUUGUGCUGGACUCCGGUGAUGGUGUUUCCCACACUGUUCCCAUCUACGAAGGUUACGCUCUGCCACAUGCCAUCCUCCGUCUGGAUCUGGCUGGACGUGAUCUGACCGAUUACCUGAUGAAGAUCCUGACUGAACGUGGCUACUCGUUCACCACCACGGCAGAACGAGAAAUCGUUCGUGACAUCAAGGAAAAGCUGUGCUACGUUGCCCUGGACUUUGAACAGGAAAUGGCCACCGCCGCUGCUUCGACCGCCCUGGAGAAGUCCUACGAACUCCCUGACGGACAGGUUAUCACCAUCGGAAACGAACGCUUCCGCUGCCCAGAAUCUCUCUUCCAGCCAUCCUUCCUAGGUAUGGAAUCGUGCGGUAUCCACGAAACGGUCUACAACUCAAUCAUGAAGUGCGACGUCGAUAUCCGCAAGGACCUGUACGCUAACAUCGUCAUGUCUGGUGGUACCACCAUGUACCCCGGUAUUGCCGAUCGUAUGCAAAAGGAAAUCACCGCCCUCGCUCCGUCCACCAUCAAGAUCAAGAUCAUUGCCCCACCAGAGCGCAAAUACUCCGUCUGGAUCGGUGGAUCCAUCCUGGCAUCGCUGUCCACCUUCCAGCAGAUGUGGAUCUCCAAGCAGGAAUACGACGAAUCCGGCCCAGGAAUCGUCCACCGCAAGUGCUUCUAAGAACUGCAACCGAAAGGAAGUCACCAGCAACGAUACGCCACAAACAGUGUUAACUAGCUUUAAAAUAACGUACAGAUCAUUCGCCAAAAAAAAAUUUCUGUUCGAACUUAUCGAAUUAUCUCAAGACUGCCUUUUAA
Uranotaenia lowii is the source of this 1440-nucleotide messenger RNA. Its product is annotated as actin-87E. NCBI's taxonomy places the organism in Eukaryota, Metazoa, Arthropoda, Insecta, Diptera, Culicidae. Bases 173 to 1303 code for a protein of 376 amino acids. The record is from RefSeq and is a predicted model, not a curated record. The transcript has 2 exons. Gene Ontology annotation, biological process: mitotic cytokinesis.